Molecule: messenger RNA, 1719 nt
Organism: Adineta steineri
Lineage: Eukaryota; Metazoa; Rotifera; Eurotatoria; Adinetida; Adinetidae
Source: the annotation of a GenBank genome assembly
AUGUUUGUUUCAUCUUCUUUCGAAACUUUACCAGAUGAAAUUAUAUUACAUAUAUGUCAAUAUCUUCGUGGAGCUGAUGUUUUAUUUUCAUUUUAUAAUUUAAAUAAUCGUCUUAAUAUUACUAUAACAGGUUAUUGUCGUUAUGUUAAUUUAUUAUCUGUUUCAUAUGAACAAUUUGAGUAUUCUGUUUCUCAUGUUUUACCACAAAUUAGUAAUAGUGUUCAAACAUUUUUACUCAAUGGUAAUUGGGAAACAAUUAUAAGUAAGAAACUAAAUUCUAUUCUCUUUCAAUCACCUAUGACAUUAUUAUUUCCACAACUUCAAAAAUUAAUAAUUAAAUGGUUUACGACUGAAAAACUCCUAUUAUUUAUUGAUACUCUUCAUGAUCUUCCACAACUAAUUGAACUUGAUAUUCGAUUUCUUAAAGGAAAAAUGUUAAAUUCACUUCUAACAAAAGUUCUUUCGACUAAUAAUAAUCAACUUUCAAUAGUAUCAUUUGAUCAUGAUUCAAUUGAUUUCGAUAUAUGUGAUGAUAUAACAUUGAUAUCCUAUCCAAAUAUUGAACAACUUACUGUAAAUCUAACAGAAGCUAAAUUUAUGACAAAUCUCUUUCUACUUAUACCAAAUAUACGCUGUUUAUAUUUAAGUAUAGAAGAAAUGUCAACUGAAAUAAAAUGUCAAUCAAUAUUUACGAAUUUACCAUAUCUUCUGCAUUUAAUCACAUUUCAAUUACGUUCAAUUAAUCUUUUUUGGACACUUGAUCAAAUAUCUCAUAUAUUAAAAGUAAUGCCAUCUUUACAAGAACUUACAUUUGAUCUUCGUACAGAAGAUAAACGUCUUAUCAAUAAAGAAAAUCUUCUUACGAUUUUACCUAGAUCACUUAUAAAACUUGAAUAUUUUAUUCGUUAUUAUUUUUCUCAGUUAGAAUCCGAAAUUGAAACAACAAAAUCUUUUUCAUCUCCUCAUUUUCCUGUUAUUAGUAUGUUAGAUGAACCACGAUCACGUUUUAUAAUUUAUACGAUUCCAUGUAAUCUUCAUUCAGUUAUUCUAACAGGAACAGUAAGUCAAUAUAUGCCAUCAGGUUGGAAAUAUAUGCAACAAACUGAAAAUUUAUACAUUGCUCAUAUAACAUCUGUAUUAGAAAUAUUACAUAUAUUACAACACUUUCGUCGACUUCGAACAUUAACUAUUGAUGCAAAGGAUAAAUCACAAAUUUUAUCUUUACCAUUAAAAUCAGAAUCAAUUAAUUUCAAAUUACCUUUUCUUAAACAAAUUGAAAUAUUUGGAAUAUUUGAAUUAUUUCCAUUAUUUAAUGUUGCACCUAAUAUUGAUUAUAUGAUUAUUUAUUUUGAUUGUCUUAAAUUAUUAUUAAACGAUGAAUCAACAUGUCAUUUAUUACAAACUCAAGUUGUUCGUCUUAAUAUUGUUAAUUGGGAAGAUAUUGAAUCAGAUUUAAUAGAACGUAUUUCGGAAAUAUUUUGUUCUCUUCGUCAUCUUGUUAUAGUUCUUAAAGAUUCAAAAAUAUUAAUUGAUGAUUUUGUAUUAAAAGUUCUUUCACUUUGGAAAGGUAAAUCACGUCUUUCAAUUGAUAUUAAAGGUUUAUUAUCAAAAGAAACAAGUGAAAAUCUACGACAAUGGAUUAUUACUCAUUCUCAUAUGAGAGAAGAAGAUUCAUUUGCAGUUGAAUGCAAUGAUAAUUGGUUUGAUUUAUGGUUUUAA